AUGGCGGAGAAGAAGGAGAUGAGCUUUGCUCACAUCCCAAACAACACGAACAGCAGAUGGUGGAAGGACCCAUGCCUCCGUAUCAAUGUCUUCCACUGCAUCGGCCUCUACUUCUGCGUCUUCUACCUAGGCUACGAUGCAUCUCUGCUUAACGGCCUACAAGCCAUGGACCAGUGGAAUGACUACUUCAACUCACCCAGCGGAAACACCCUCGGCCUCAUCAGCGCAAGUCUGUUCCUGCCAGCCAUUGUGACGCCAUACAUGGCUUCGUAUGUCAGCGAUCACUUCGGCCGGAAGAUGUCUCUGGCAGCUGGCUCGCUUCUCCUGAUUCUGGGAGCCUUCAUCAACGCCUUCGCUACCAACCUUGGUAUGUUCAUCGCUGGGAGAGUGCUCGUGGGUGCCGCUGGCCCCUUUGGGAAGAUCACGGCGAUUGCAUUGUUGCAUGAGAUUGCACAUCCAAGACUACGUCCGAUCGUUGCAACAUCCUUCUACUGUAAUUAUUACAUUGGAUCGACAGCCGCAGCGUGGUUCUGUUAUGGGUCAUUGCAAUGGGGAGAUACCACAUGGUCUUGGAGGGCACCGUGCCUGUUCCAGAUCAUGGCGCCCCUUAUUGUCCUGGUCUACCUCUUCUUCAUACCAGAGUCCCCUCGCUACCUCAUCCGCCACGACAAGACCGAGAAAGCCCUCGACAUCCUUGCUCGAUACCACGCGAACGGCAGCACAGACGACGAGCUCGUAGCUUUCGAAUACCGAGAGAUCUGCCACGCCAUACAGAUCGAAGAAGAAGGCAAACGAACCAACUAUCUGGACUUCACCAAGACCCCUGGAAAUCGCAGGAGGCUGCUCGUCAUCCUCACGUUGGCCACUGGCACGAACUGGAUCGGCAACUCAGUAAUAUCCUACUAUCUCGCCCCCGUCCUCGAACUCGUCGGUAUUACGGACGCUCUCGACAUCAGCGGCAUUAACGGCGGUCUAGCAGUCUGGAACUUCUUCCUCGCAUAUGCCGGGUCGAUUAACGCCGAGCGGGCUGGCCGCCGUGGACUGUUCCUCAUCUCUACCAUCGGCAUGCUGGCCUCCUACGUGGUCAUUACCGGCCUCUCGGGUAGUUUUGCUCAGACGAACAGCGCGGGGGUCGGGAUUGCUGUGGUGCCGUUCUUGUUCAUCUUCUACGGGUUUUAUGAUGUUGGGUGGACGCCGUUGCCGUUCUCAUACACCGCGGAGAUCUUGCCAUACCACCUCCGCUUGAAGGGUCUCGGAAUCUUGCUCUCGGUGCAGAACGUUGCUCAAGCAUUCAACCAAUGGGUUAAUCCAGUCGCACUCGACGCUAUAGCUUGGAAGUACUACAUCGUCUACAUUGUUCUCCAAUGCGUCUACCUAGCCCUCAUCUACCUCUUCUUCCCCGAGACGAGACGCCUAAGCAUAGAAGAAGUCUCUGUAAUCUUCGACACCGGCCGCAAAGGCAACGCCGCCGCCGCUGCCGCCACGUUCCAGGAGGACAAGACGGUCGACGCCGGUGUACCUUCCGAAGGCGUGGAAAAGAGCGCCAUCACUGGGGUCGAAAAGUACAGCUCAUAG
Messenger RNA from Saxophila tyrrhenica, 1575 nucleotides. RefSeq lists its product as uncharacterized. The coding region runs from base 1 to 1575 and encodes 524 amino acids. Gene Ontology annotation, molecular function: carbohydrate:proton symporter activity. Gene Ontology annotation, cellular component: membrane. NCBI's taxonomy places the organism in Eukaryota, Fungi, Ascomycota, Dothideomycetes, Mycosphaerellales, Extremaceae. The transcript has 7 exons. The record is from RefSeq and is a predicted model, not a curated record. Gene Ontology annotation, biological process: transmembrane transport; carbohydrate transport.